This is a messenger RNA of Panicum virgatum (switchgrass), 1644 nucleotides long. RefSeq names its product fasciclin-like arabinogalactan protein 7. The transcript has 2 exons. The coding region runs from base 638 to 1429 and encodes 263 amino acids. NCBI's taxonomy places the organism in Eukaryota, Viridiplantae, Streptophyta, Magnoliopsida, Poales, Poaceae. The record is from RefSeq and is a predicted model, not a curated record.
CCCUGAAUUUCUCUUGUUCAAAUGCAUUUGCAAUGCGAUAUCAUUAUGCGAUUACGAGCGUGUUUUUCAUCUGUUGCCAGUUCUAGUUCAUUGUUUCACUUGAUAUUUACAAGUUUCGCAUGCAUUCUGUUCUCACACCUUUUUUUUAAGAAAAAAAUAGUGUUCUCAUACUUGAUUACAAGUUUCGCGUGCAUUCUGUUCUCAUAUUUGAUCUCCGGAACACGAACAUUUUUGUGUUCAUCUAGCACACAAUGAUAUUUCUUCAUCUUUAAGUCGAAGCGAAGAUCGUGUAGGCUCUUGAGUGUUCAUCUGUGUAGUUGGUUGGUUCUUGACCUUUUUUGUAUUGGUGCUGAGAUGUGAAACUUUCCCCCCUUCUUUUUGAUCAGGCAACAUGUCGUGUCAUGAUUUGGUUGGCCGUUACCCUCCUACAACGUGCCAUCUAGACUAAUUAGAUCUGAUGACCCCACUCAUACCUGAAAUGAUUUUUUUCCCGGGUGAUAGCGAAUGAAUGAAAAACAAAAUUUCAAACUCCAUGCUUUCAAGUAGAUCGGCAACUUGCUUCAAACUGCAUGCUUCCAAGUAGAUCGGCAACGGGGCUUGUAUCAACGAGGAAGAGGAAGUAAGCAAACGCUGCAUAAUGGUGUCCAAAGCUGCAAUUUUUGCCACGGCCGUACUGGCCGUCCACCUCGCCGCCCCGGCGUCGGCUCAGACGAGCAGCCCCCCCGCGCCGGCGCCCAUGUCACUCGCGCCGACCCCAGCGCCGGCGCCGGCGCCGCACUACGUGGACCUCGCCGAGCUCCUCAGCGUGGCCGGCCCGUUCCACACGUUCCUCAACUACCUGGAGAAGACCAACGUGAUCGAGACCCUGCAAAGCCAGGCCAACAACACCAAGGUGGGCAUCACCAUCUUCGUCCCCAAGGACUCGGCGUUCGCGGCGCUCAAGAAGUCCACCUUCUCCAACCUCACCUCCGACCAGCUCAAGACGCUGCUCCUGUACCACGCGUUCCCCAAGUUCUACUCCCUGGCCGAGUUCAAGAACCUGAGCUCGCUCAACCCGGUGAACACCUUCGCGGGGUCGCCGUACACGCUCAACCUCACCGACGACAUGGGCAGCAUCUACGUGCAGUCCAUGUGGUCCAGGCCCAAGAUCGCCAGCAGCGUGUACGCCACCAAACCCGUCGCGAUCUACGCGCUCAACAAGGUGCUCCUGCCCAUGCAGCUCUUCAGCAAGGACCCGCCGCUCGCGCCGGCGCCGGCGCCCGCGCCGGAGUCCGGGGCGUCCGACGCCCCCAGCCCGGCGGACGGCAAAGCAGGCGGACUGACCGGCGGCAAGGGUGACUCGACGAGCGGCGCGUACAACGUCGGCGCCGUCAGCGUUGCCAAUUCCUUGCUGCUAGCCGCGGCAGGAUGCUUGAUGCUCCUGUGGUGAGACUUGAGGGUUCUUGCCAUUCUCUGAGCAGAGUGUCCAUGCUUCGCCACACUUGAUUUCGUUUUGAAUUGGUUCAUGGAGUCAUUCUUUUGGACAUAUGGUAGAUGACGUUAGGAUCGAACUGGAGUAUUUUACGUCACAUUACUCUCAUAAUUUCUAUCAUUUUUUGAUGGAUGAAUGAUUGAAUGAAUACAAAAAAAAAGUUUUCACUGCUA